CACUCGGAACCGAUCAUCCGUCAUUGUAGCUCACCCAUUGGAAACCAAAUUUGCAUAGCAUUGUGUGAUAUUCACCGUAGAAUUACUGGGGUAGACGAGGACAUUUCGCCCCCGAAGUGUGUUACUUAUCUUUGUUAAGUGUGCUGUUUGUAGGAAAGAAUGAACAAUAUCUUCGAAGGUUUUAAGGUUUAAUUGUGAUCAAGUGAAAGCCGAAUAUCCGUCAGGUUUCACGAGCGCCAUUGGGAGAUGUAACAUAAAGCUAAGGCUGUACUUUUACAAAGUACGUUUUAAUGACUCUGUUUUAAAAAGACAAUGAGUACGCGUCCUCGGACCACAUCGAUCGCUGAGGGUGUUAAAUCUGGUUCUAACGCUCAGUUUGGAGGGAUGAGAACUAUAAAUAAAGAUGGAAGUAAAAUAACAACAGUGCUGGCCACAGCUGGGUCUGGCUCAGACAGAACUCAGGAAGUCUCCUACACAGAUGCUAAAGUCAUUGGAAAUGGGUCUUUUGGGGUGGUAUACCAGGCCAAACUGGUGGAAACAAAUGAACUUGUGGCAAUUAAAAAAGUGUUGCAAGAUAAGAGAUUCAAGAAUAGAGAGUUGCAGAUCAUGCGGAAGCUAGAACAUGUUAAUAUUGUCAAGCUGAAAUACUUCUUUUAUUCUGCUGGUGAAAAGAAAGACGAAGUGUUCUUAAACCUAGUUUUGGAGUAUGUGCCAGAGACAGUGUAUAGAGUAGCUAGGCAUUACAGUAAAUCGAAACAAACAAUACCAGUUCUAUACAUUAAGCUUUACAUGUACCAAUUAUUUAGAAGUUUAGCCUACAUCCACUCGCAAGGUGUGUGCCAUAGGGAUAUCAAACCUCAAAACUUGUUGUUGGAUCCUGAAACUGGUGUUCUUAAACUGAUUGAUUUUGGAAGUGCAAAGGUAUUGGUGCGAGGAGAACCCAAUGUGUCCUACAUUUGUUCUCGUUACUACAGGGCUCCUGAGUUGAUUUUUGGUGCUUCAGAUUACACCUGUCAAAUAGAUGUAUGGUCAGCUGGAUGUGUUUUAGCAGAACUACUGUUAGGACAACCCAUUUUUCCUGGGGACAGUGGUGUUGACCAGUUGGUUGAGAUCAUCAAAGUUCUUGGAACCCCAACGAGAGAACAGAUUCGAGAAAUGAACCCCAAUUACACAGAAUUCAAGUUUCCUCAAAUUAAAGCUCAUCCCUGGACAAAGGUCUUUCGUCCAAGGACUCCUCCAGAAGCAAUUCAGCUGGUCAGUCGCUUACUUGAAUAUACUCCAUCUGCAAGGAUCUCUCCGCUGGAAGCAUGUGCCCACACUUUCUUUGAUGAACUGAGAGACCCUAACACCAGGUUGCCAAAUGGCAGAGAACUACCACUCCUGCUAAAUUUCACUUCACAGGAGUUAGCUAUCCAACCUAACCUGAAUUCUGUCCUUGUACCUCCACAUGCCAGAAACGCAACUGAUCCUGGUGCAGUGGCUGGAGACAACAAUCCUGGUGGUGAUGGGGGGACCACCCAGGGUGCCACAGCUGCCACAGAACCUGUGUGAAGUACUAGUCUUGCAAUGGCUUCUGUCUGCACGAGCAACUGACUGUUUUGGUAGAGUUUCUUUGAUUGACAGUUUAUUGUAUGUUAUAUGUGGGAGCUUCUGUCAGAGACAUAAUAUUCACCUGUUUUAAGCUGUUGCAAGCAUAACAAACUUCACAAACAAAUCAGUGAUUUGUAAUAUCAAAUAUGGAGUUGAUUUGAUGGAGACUGAUUGAAUUUCCAUCAGUUGAAAGGGACAGUGAUUGCAACAUUUCUUCAACAAAUACCAAAAAAGAUGAUGGGACUCCCACUGUAAAUUUUCCUGUGAUGAAUUAGUGUUUUUCUUUUCCUGAACCUAAUUUCUUGAGGAUGGAGGACAUUUUGCCGGUGCAGAGAGCAACUUAAAAGAUAUCAUGGUGUUAGGAUUCAGGUUUCAACUGCCACUCUCCAAAAUUUGGAUGGCUUAUAUACAUUUGCUUGAUUUACAUUGGAGAUUAGACAUACAGAUUUGUAUGAUUGCCAUUUUUUCAGCUGCAUGUGUAGUGAUUAUUGUUACUAAGAUCAAUUUUUCAGUAGAAAAAAGGGACAAAGAUUGUUUCUUGGAUAUCAAGUUGAUAUUAUACAGUGCAUGAUGCAUAUCUUGAGAACAGAAACACAGUGUGUGUUCUUUGAAUUGAAUUUUCUUGAGAUAGAUUUACAGAUUUUCUUGAAUUCUAUUGUUAGAUACUUAUAUGAUAUGGCGAGACUUGGUUGAUGUCUAGUGUAAUUGGGUAUUAUGAAGAUAAUUAAUGUGUAUUAUCAUGUAAAUUUGUAUCAAUGGCACUAAAAUAGAUAACACUCUCUUUGAUCCUUAUAUGUAUAUGUCAUGUUCAGAUAUUUGAAGAAUGUAGAACUGUUCUAGAAAGAACAAACUUCAUUAGUUACUGAACUUUAAAAAAGGCAUUUCACAUUCAGUUUUAAUCAGUGGUUGUAUGACUGAGGUAUGAAUGUUGCUAAAUCUUGUAUGUGAGAGGUUUCUUUUCUUUUAAUGUCGGGUGAAAAAUAGGCAAGAUAUUUAUAGAUGUUUUAAAUCUGAAACUAUUUAGUCUUGUUCGUAACUUAACGUAUUAGUGUAUAGUCAUUGUUUUUAUUGUUUAUAUACAUUUAUAAAUAUUGUUAUUGACUGCAACUGACCUCAUUCAGAAAGAGAGUGAAAUAUAAUGUAAAAAAGAAAUGCUUAAAAUAAUCAACAUUUUCUGUAACUGUAUUUGUUUUAUUAAACUCUAAUUUGUUAAUAUAUAAGUAAUUAUCAAAGACAAUUUUAACUUUUUUUAAAAUUGAAAUUUAGUGAAAAUUACCAAUUAUGCCCAGCCUGUAUUGAGAUCAGUUAGUCCUCUCUACUGUGGAGUAUUUUGCCUCAGAUCUUAAACAUGAACAUAUCUAGUCGUUUUACCAUUGUGAAUAUUGCCCAUUUUUCUGCAAGUGUUCCCAUUUUUCCCAAAGAACUUAAGCUUUGUAGUCUUUGGAGAGGCAUAGGACUUCAGUUGUUUCCAUUUGAAAAAAAACUGAAUACAUAUUAUGACGAAAAUUUUAAGUAAAUUUAUAAAACAUUUGAAACUGUUCACUUUUCAGUAAUGCUGAACAUUUUAAAAAAAAAUUAGUCUGUAUUAAAACAAGCAUUGGUUAACUCUAUAUAAAAGAUAUAGUCCAUAUUUUAUUUGUGUGUAGAAAUGUAUACAGAUCCUGCCACACAACGGCAAAAAAGUAAUACAUCUGAAGAUUAGAAUUAUGAACUGUGAGAAGAAAUUUUCACAUUAAAUCUUCAAUAUUUCAACAAAAAUAUAAAUAUUACUGUUUAACUUAGUAAAGUUUAUCUCUGUUACACUUUUUGUAGAAUUGUAUGCAUAACUUGCCAAGCACAGGCAAAAAUGAAUACAUAUAAAGAUUAGAAUAAUGAACCAUGAAAAUAAUUUUUCAUGUUUUUAUACUGUAUCCACUGUCUGAUGGGAAAUGUUUUAUAAGCAUGUGUGUGACGGAAGGGAGUAGUAAUGGUGUUCAGACUCAACAUUUUAUUAUGUGGUAGUGAUAAAAAGGUACUGCAUGCCCUGUAUCAUAGCUUUCUAUGUUUCAAAGAUGUUAUUUAAUCCUCACCAUUUCAUUCACCAAGUGAACAUGAUACAACAUUUGUGUGAGUGCCAAGAUCAUUUGUAGAUAUAAACUUGGUAAUUGUUAACAAGGAUGCUAGAGCUCUGCAUCCUUUACUAUAAAUAUGAUAAAAAUGUUCUGGAAUACAAGUUUAACUUAGAAUAAAUGACUGAAAUGUU
Messenger RNA from Saccostrea echinata, 3832 nucleotides. Its product is annotated as glycogen synthase kinase-3 beta-like. The record is from RefSeq and is a predicted model, not a curated record. Gene Ontology annotation, cellular component: cytosol; cytoplasm; nucleus. Bases 313 to 1551 code for a protein of 412 amino acids. Gene Ontology annotation, biological process: protein phosphorylation; negative regulation of canonical Wnt signaling pathway; signal transduction. Lineage: Eukaryota; Metazoa; Mollusca; Bivalvia; Ostreida; Ostreidae. The transcript is spliced from 9 exons. Gene Ontology annotation, molecular function: ATP binding; protein serine/threonine kinase activity.